Penicillium paradoxum is the source of this 1593-nucleotide messenger RNA. RefSeq names its product putative serine carboxypeptidase (gene cp9). Gene Ontology annotation, cellular component: trans-Golgi network. The transcript is spliced from 2 exons. Gene Ontology annotation, biological process: apoptotic process; proteolysis. The record is from RefSeq and is a predicted model, not a curated record. Bases 1 to 1593 code for a protein of 530 amino acids. Gene Ontology annotation, molecular function: serine-type carboxypeptidase activity. NCBI's taxonomy places the organism in Eukaryota, Fungi, Ascomycota, Eurotiomycetes, Eurotiales, Aspergillaceae.
AUGAACAUCCCAGCUUUGCUCUACUUCCUCAAUGCCCUAUGGACAGUUCCAGGCUUGAUUUUCUCUCGGGAAACCGGCACAUACAAUACUUCUAGAUUCGAAGUACAUUCCUUGCCCGGCGUAUCCGAUCUGCCGCCCAGCUGGGCCGGUCGCCUUCCAGUUCCGGGGACAAAAGAUGGGAAUGACAUAUUUUUCUGGCUCUUCCAAACGGAGCAGCCAGCAUAUGAUGAUAAUUUGAUCAUCUGGUUCAACGGCGGGCCUGGCUGUUCCUCGUUGAUAGGUCUAACGACUGGCAAUGGACCCAUUACGUUCGAUGGCAAUUCAACUCGGUUCACGCGCAAUCACCACUCAUGGACGAAGCUGGGAAAUGUGCUUUACGUCGAUCAGCCCGUUGGUACUGGCUUCUCCACGGCCAGUUCUCCCUAUCCAGUGAAGGACAAUGCCCAGGUCACGAGCAACUUUACGCAAUGGCUGCGUGAAUUCUUCGAAUACUUCCCACAUCUGAAGUUAAAGCAAAUUCACAUGAUGGGUGAGUCCUAUGCAGGUAUCUACAUACCAUAUUUUGCAUUUGGGCUUCUCAAUGACAACAACUCCUUGCCUCUCAAUGUACGUUCAAUAACUCUCGGUGACGGCUCUUGGGGAAAUGGAGCAGCCAUGUCUUCCGUAGCCAUGAACAGAUAUCUCCACUCGCAACUGGAUCUCCUGCAAAUUCCCAAAGAUGUUCUAUCUGUCUUCGAUGAAGCAGACAAAACCUGCGGCUUUAACGAGGUGCUCGCAAAAGCCGCCCUCUACCCUCCCCAGGGUAAAAUUCAUAUACCCGGAAAUCCCGAAUAUUUCAACCUCCGACGACGAGACCUAACAAACGCCAUGACUGCCGCGUGCGAUAUCGCACCCACAACUCCCGAGGAAGUCCGCACCUCAAUCUUCAACUCAACCUGCUACGGCCCCUGCGCCACUUUCUCCACAGCAAGCGACUACAUGACAGCCAUAUCCGCCAACCGAACGCGCGGCUGUUUCGACAUCUAUGACAUCUCCCACGACUGCAGCGCCGUCUCAGAGCUCCCUUUGAUGGCAGAGUAUUUCGGUCGCGCAGACGUCCAAGCCGCCCUGCAUGUCGAAAACAACGGACCGUACAGCGCCUGUAAUUCCACGAUUCUGACCACGCUUCUUGCAGCGCCAUCCCCAGUCCCACCGGAGUACUUCAUCCUCCCAUCGCUGGUGGACAAGCACAACGUCUCGCUCCAUCUCUACUCAGGAGAAUGGGAUAUGCUGCUCACCCACUUGGGCGCAGAGUUAUCGCUGCAGAAUAUGACGUGGGAUGGCGCACAAGGCUUCGCGCAAAAGCCUAAUCGACCGUUUUUUGCUAAUAAUGCCGCGCCAUCGGCGCCUGAAAAAUGGGUAUCCAGAUCUACACCGACUGCUACUACUCUCGCGACCGCCACUCCGACCGCCGUUGUGGCGGGCACGUGGGGAGAGGAGCGCGGUGUGUCAUAUCACUUCUUUCGUCGAUCUGGGCAUAGUGUGUUUGUGGAAAAGCCGGAGGAGAUGUUUUCCUACGUCAGAGAUGUGGUUGUUGCGCCAAGGAGGUGGUGA